UCCAUUUGUAGGAAGGGGGGUCGAGUUGGGCUCAACAUGAACCUGCCGUUCUGACACUCCGGGCUGGGACAAGCAGGCAGCAGCCGGCCGGCCGCCCCCCGAGCAGCAGUCGCACAGGGGAACCUGCCUGGAGCACUUUGAACAUCAGCAACAAGUUUUGACCUGGGUGCUGAAGCGCUCAUGGCUGUCGCUUACGGUGCUGUCACCCAGCCGGGCCUGCUUUCCCAGCAGUACCCACCACCCCUGCUGCCCAAGCCUGGAAAGGACAACGUUCGGCUUCAGAAGCUCCUCAAGAGAACCGCCAAGAAAAAGGCCUCCGCUCAGGCGUCACAGUCUGCUGCACCUUUCCGCUCCAGCCUUUCCCCUGUGAAUGAAGCAAGCCCUGACCUCGAGCACAGUGACCACUCCACCCCUCCCCGGACUCCAGAGACACCAUCCAGCCUCUACAGUAUUCAGCAGCCUCCACGGUUCACAGUCAGACCGCUGUAUCAGCAUGUGGCAUCCCCUUACCCUCAGCGUGCAACUUAUGGCAGAGCAGCAAGAUUCUCUCCUCAGACUGUGCCAAUGCCGUCGUACUCUUACUCACAGCAUGUCACCACAGUUUCUUCAUAUUCAGCAUCAGCCCACCUUACUGGAGUCUCACCAGCUUUGGGGCCAGUCGUCCAGCCGCCGGUAUCCAAAGUAUCUCUAUCAGUGUCUUCUGUGCCUGAGACCAGAGUACCAGCUGCUGAGGUGAAAAAGCCAACUUUCAGCACAUCUGCUGAAACUCAUGCUGGUCUAACACCUGCUGCAGCUGUAGCAGCUCCACAGCCAAAACCCACAAGUCCGGGUCCGACUCCAUUUCCAGCAGCAGGAGGGCAAGCUGUGAUUCGACCUCUCACUGUGUUGACCCCGCUCGUCAAAUCCAGAAGUCCUCGUCCAACAUUCAAAGCAACUGAACCCUCAAGGUCACCAAAGCCGAUGUUUGAUGUCCCUCAAAUUAGGAUGUACACAGCAAGCACAUCAUACUAUGAGACAUCCAGGACCCCACCGGUGUACGACACAGCUGAAUUAACUGCCAUUGGCAGCACAAUACCUCAAAAUAAAAUAUCAACAGAAACAAAACGAGAUUUGACUGAUGUCAGAAGAAGUAUGACGCAGAUGGCUCAGCCUCCAUUUUUGGGCACAGAUCCCCAGAGGACAACACCAACUUUAGAAAUCAAACGAGGCACAACACCAACAGGAGAGAUCAAUACAGCAUUAACUCCUACUCCUGAAAUCAAAAGAGCAACCCCAACAUCUGAAAUUAAAAGAGCUACUCCAACAUCUGAAAUCAAAAGAGCUACUCCUACCCCAGAAAUCAAAAGAGCCACCCCAACAUCUGAAAUCAAAAGAACUACUCCUACCCCUCAAAUCAAAAGAGCUACUCCUACCCCUGAAAUUAAAAGAGCCACCCCAACAUCUGAAAUCAAAAGAGCUACUCCUACCCCUGAAAUCAAAAGAGCCACCCCAACGUCUGAAAGAGCUACUCCUACCACUGAAAUCAAAAGAGCUACUCCAACAUCUGAAAUUAGAGUUAAAACACCAACUUAUGAGUUCCAAAUAUCAAGAACGUCAACAGGACGGCCUAAAACCCCAGCGUAUCAUGUGACCCGGGCUACAACACCUGUCUUUGAAAUCUCAAAACCUAAUCCUCUCUUGUUUGCAGUGACACCAGUCACAGUAGAGACAGAGAAGUCAAGAACAUCCAAAAUGGCUUUUGCUGUGAGUAGUUUGUCUCCUUCCCAAAGUGUGAUGACUAGUGAGCCUAAGCCUCCUGAAAUAGUACUGAAUGGGGACAUUCAUUCAGACAUGAAACCUGCAACUAAGUCAACACCAGAGCCCGCUAUGACAAGAGAAAAGAUCUCUACUUCUCCUGCUGGCUCUCAGAGACCUAAACCUAAAACCCCUACAUCUGAGCCAACAACACGAGUAGUGUCAUCUUACGGCUAUCAGAGGCCUAAGACUCCAACAUAUGAGGCGUCCCGACUUAUGACCACAUCACCUGGCUUUAAAAGACCAAAGACACCUACUGGUGUAUCACCUGUAGCCUUUCAGAGGCCUAAAACCCCAAGCAAAGUGGCUCAAAAGUCAAAUUCUGGCUAUCGUGGAUUGACACCGGCUGAAUAUGCUGCUUAUGGUGGAAUCAAAACUUACUCUCCAGCAUUUGCUUUCUCAAUUUCUAAGCCACCAACUCAAGAGGAGGUUAAAGUUACAAAAGAGGGAUCAGCAGAAUGUAAAACACCGAGCCAAGAACCAUCUGUGAAAGCACCUUCAGCACCUGAGGUGUCUAAAGUCAAAGAAAUCCCCAAAGAUGUAGUUAAACCCCAUCAGAGAGAUGAGAAGGUUCCUGCCAGCUCCUCAAUCCCUAUUAUUGUUGUUUCACAAGCAUCAGACAUCUCAGGAACAACGUUAACACAGGAGGCAAGCACGGUAUCCAGUCAGGUUACAGUAAAACAGGAAGAAACGAUGAUUCAAGAAACUGCAAAGGCUAAAUCUCCAAUAACAGAGGUGAAAACUCCAGAGAAACCGAAGGUGGGAAUGCCAGUUCAAGAAGUCAUCAAACCAAAGACAAAAACUCCGGAAGUCAAACAUCCUCUGCCCAAAGGUGCUGACCAAGAUCCUCUGAAGGCAGUAAGGAAACUUUUAGGCAAAGACAAAGUCCAGGCUGCCGAGCAGAAAGCUGGCCCUGAGACAAAAUCUGACGUCAUACUACAAAAAAUAGAGCCAGUGAAACCAGUAACUGCCACCAGGACUAAAGUCAAAGGCUCAGAGCCAAUCUCUGCAGUGCCUGCUCUGCCUGCUAAAGCACCUGCUUCUGAAUCACCACAAACAAAGGACAAAGGAAAAGACAAGACAGAAGAAGCAGAAAUUAAAUCUGCACUUGAGAAAAAGGAAAGCAAUGAAACCCUCCCAGCAGCCGAACCCCUUCUCAAAGUCAUCCAAAAGCCGAAGGGAAUGAAAUCAAAAGUGAGUGGUUGGUCCCGACUCAAGAAGCACAUGGUAGUAGAGCAGGAGGAGCCCAAAUUUCCAGAGACUGGCUCUCAGAAGGAGACCAUGGGGCAGGACCACGAUGAGGUGAAAAAGGCUGAAGAGAAGGCAGACGACAAGCCCACAAGCACUCAGGAUGAAAACGAAACCAAAGACACUCCCAAGGCAACAAAGAUGUGGGAUGCUGUCCUCUUCCAAAUGUUUUCCACCAAAGAGAACAUCAUGCAUCAGAUUGAGUUAAACAAAAGCGAGGAGGAGAAGGAAGAGAUUAAGGACGACCAGAAAGAGAUCCCUUCGUUUGCGCACCGGCUGCCUGUGCUGCUUUUCAGUCCAAAGUUUGAUGCUAAAAAGCUUAAAGAGGCGGCAUCAAGGCCGGUGACAAAAAUCUCAACUGUGUUUGAAAUGGGUCUGAUUGGGCGGAAAGGUAAAGACGAGGAACCAAAAGACUUUAAUAGAACAGCGAGGGGGUUCGCCGCUACUUAAGCUACGUCUAAUGUGAAGUGCCAAGAAGAAAAUGUAAAGAAAAAAGUUUAUGUUUAAUGUACAGGUGCAGAAACCUUAGCAACAGAAAUAAUGUACAUGUCUGGAGUCUUAGUCUCUGUGUUAAACAAAUGACGUUUGUGACGGUGUUGUAGAAAAUUCGACUUAAAGUUUAUACUUGACAGAUGCUUUGGGUUUGCAAUUGUGUGACUGGUUGUCUGGAUGUUAAAUGUUUGUGUUUGUGGAUUAGUGGGGAAGAGAGAGCAGCAUUUGUCUUAAAGUCAUUCAGACGUCACAUCAGAUUAAAGCCUUUAUGUUUUACGUAAUUUCAGAGCUUCUCAUUUGUUCUUUUCAUCACAUUCACUUUAAAUGUAGACUGUUACGUACGUUAUGGACUACAAAAUAUUUGAUUACUGUAAAGAAAACUGUCUGUGAGCCUGAGACUGUGAUUAUUUAUCUGCAGUAACUCACUCGAGAUUCAGAAAGUUAUUUAUACUGAAAAGCUAAAAAACUUCUAGCAAAUGAUUAAUAAUUAAAAUAUCUGUAUUUUUAUAGAUAAAAAAGUGAAAAAAAAAAAAGACUUAAUGAUUUUAAGACAAAUCAUUUCUGACAGAGAAAACUUCUGUUUCUUUUAAUUAUCAUUCAAAUAUCCAGUUUUAUUCAAAAUGGUGCUACUUGCCUCAGGGUAAGACCUCUCACGAGUUAAUGGAUGUAUAUGUGGAGUGACAUGAUAUUUCAGUUUUUUUAGGCUGUAGAUGGUUACGUUUUAUGAAUGAACCUUCUCAAAGUCACAAUGAAAUAACAUUUUAAGAGCAUCUAAGCAGCCCACUGAUUGGAUGUCAAUCAGAAAGACAGAUUGGAUGGAAACGACAGAGAGGAGGGAGACGAUCGACAGCUGUGAUAGUUUAAUUUUAAUUAUUAACUAGUUUAUUUAAUGAAGUUAACAUGAAAAUGUGCUUUUUUGUAGAAAGCAGAAGAAGAAAAAAAUAGAACUGUAUUUUUUUGUUAAAAUAGUAAAGAUCGAUUACUUGGUGAAUUAAUGAAGUCAAAGCAUUUCAGGAUGAUCUUCUUCAUAUUUAGCUUUAGUCUCUUUUGCACAGUCUCAUCCAUUUAAAGCUUCAAAAUCCACCUCUGUCACCGGUUCAAAUGUAUUGAGAGAACAAAGUAAGAGGUGAAAGAAAAAAUCUUCAUCCAGAUUUAAUCUCAUCACCCUGAUUGUCUACAACCCACGUGUUUCAGCUGCAGCUUUUGUUCUCACGUCUUGAGCCUCUAAUUAUAAUAACUUUAUUUAAGGGGCACUUUUCACAGAUACAACAAGCUGAGUAAACAAAAAGUUUUUGUUGAACUUAAGCAAGUAACUACAGCGUUUGACCUACACUCAGUACAGGCACCUAAAUGCAUCCUGUGUGAUACUGACUCACUGUGUGAGGACUGAAGCUGUUGCUUUCACAGUCCGUGUAGACAAAAUGUAGACGAGACAAGAGUCCUGAACAUUUAUACCAGUUUAAAAAAAAAAAAAGUGAAGCUGCUGCAAUGACUGAUUUCAUUGUGACUUGAAGAAGAACACUGAGCUAAAAGCUUGUGAAAGUAGUUAGAGAAGAUGAAAGAGCAACCUCCGCCAUGAUGGAGGUCAGUGGGAUGCUGAACUGUGGGGUCGAAGGUCAAGAUACACAGAAGGGUUUUAGGUGACUGUGAUGCAGAGCGGGAAAUUUAUUUUUCUAGUUUUAUGCUCAAACCUUCUGGGUGAUCAGAGGUUUGUUUGUUUUUUUAAUGUUCUUUCUAAUGAUUUUUAAUGUGUGUGCUGGAGUUAGGGAUUAAUCUAGAUACUGUUCCUGAUGAUGUAAACCUCAGAGGGUAGACUGUCUGUGAUUCUCUGAAAGAAUCAGAACCUGUCGACACUUUCAAAAUAAAUCUUCAGCUGAG
Toxotes jaculatrix (banded archerfish) is the source of this 5412-nucleotide messenger RNA. It is a transcript of the gene prr33, whose product is annotated as proline rich 33. The record is from RefSeq and is a predicted model, not a curated record. The transcript is spliced from 3 exons. Bases 181 to 3492 code for a protein of 1103 amino acids. Lineage: Eukaryota; Metazoa; Chordata; Actinopteri; Toxotidae.